AUGGGUUCCCAACUUCUCUUUCCCUUAAACCUAGUUCAAUCUUCUAAGCUUCCCCAGUUUUGGAAGUUACCGGUCGGACCUUUACGCCACCGGUUGUCACGACAAAUAAAAGGUUUCCCGAGCCGAAUGGGUUGCAACAUAAUCAACUGCAACAAGGCUACCACUUUAGACCAACCCAAUGAUGACCGAGCCGUGGUUAGGCGGUGGGCUAACUAUGGUCCAACUAUUUGGGAACAUGAAUACAUACAAUCGAUUACCAAUAAUCAUGUGGGAGAGGACUAUGAGAAAAAAGUGGCAAAAUUGAAUGAAGAAGUGAGGAUGAUGAUGCUAAAGAAGAUAGAUAUUCCAUUGGAGAAAUUGGAGCUUAUUGACAUAGUGCAAAGACUUGGAGUGUCUUAUCAUUUUGAAGAAGAAAUAAAGUCCUGUUUGGAUAACAUCUAUAGUAACACAAAUUGGUCUACUGAUGCAGUUGACUUAAAUGAGACAGCUCUCAAAUUCAGGCUUUUCAGAGAGCAUGGUUAUAAUGUUUCACUAGAAGUUUUUGAAAAAUUUAAGGACCAAAAUGGGAAUUUCAAGGAGUCAUUAUGUGAGGAUACCAAGGGAUUGUUGUCCUUGUACGAGUCCUCAUUUCAUGCACUAGAGGAUGAGGGUACAACAUUGGAAGAGGCAGAAAAUUUUGCUACUAAACAUUUAAAAGAAAACUUGAAGAAGAUAAAAAAUCCAUAUCUUGCCAAGUUAGUGAGCCAUGCUCUUGAGCUUCCCCUCCAUUGGACCAUGCAAAGAUUCGAGGCGAGAUGGUUCAUAGACGCAUAUGGCAUGCGACAAGAUGCUAAUAAUGCCCUCCUCAAUUUCGCUAAGAUUGAUUUCAACACGGUGCAAGCUAUUCACCAAGAAGACCUUAAACAUGUUUCGAGAUGGUGGGACAACUUAGGAUUGAGUAAAAAACUACCAUUUGCAAGGGAUAGGCUAGUGGAAUGUUACCUAUGGUCCUUGGCUGAAGUGUAUGAUCCACAACCUCAGUUUCAAUACUAUAGAAGGAUGGCCACAAGGGUCAACCAACUAGUCACAUGUGUUGAUGAUAUUUAUGAUGUCUACGGAACACUAGACGAGCUCGAGCUCUUUAACGACGCAUUUAUUAGGUGGGAUGUCAAUCAUGUUGAUGGAUUGCCGGACUAUAUGAAGUUAUGCUUUCUUGGCAAUGUCAAUUCUAUCAAUGAAUUAGGCUAUGAGGCUCUUAAGGAGGUUGGAGUCCACGCUCUUCCUUACCUCGUCAAAGUGUGGACAGAUUUAUGUGGGUGUUACAUGAAGGAAGCGAGGUGGUUCCAUGGGGGACAUGUUCCUUCUCUUGAGGAGUACUUGGACAAUGGAUGGAUGUCUGUUGCGAUUCCUAUGAUGGCUGUUCAUGGGUAUUUCCUAUGUGGUUCUACUUCUCAUGCAAUCACUGAGAAGGGGUUAGAAGCAGUUAAAAACUAUCAUGAUCUCAUCAAAUGGCCUUCCAUGAUAGUUCGUCUUACCAAUGAUUUGGGAACAUCGAAGAAUGAAUUGGAGCGUGGUGAUAUAUUGAAAUCAGUGCAAAUUCAUGUGCAUGAAACCGGCCUCUCGCAAGAAGAAGCUCAAAAUCAUAUUAAGAAACUAAUUAGGGCAGCAUGGAGGAAGAUAAACACAGCUCGAGUCGCACCUGAUUGCCCUUUCGGGAAGAUUUAUGUGAAUAUAACAACAAACCUUGCAAGGGCAGGUCAUUUCAUGUAUCAACAUGGAGAUGCACACGGUCAUAAUACUACAGGAAAAAAUAAAGACCGCGUUAAAUUGCUCCUCCUCGACCCGAUUUCGCUUUCCUUUGAUUGA
Molecule: messenger RNA, 1845 nt
Organism: Impatiens glandulifera
Lineage: Eukaryota; Viridiplantae; Streptophyta; Magnoliopsida; Ericales; Balsaminaceae
Product: terpene synthase 10-like
Exons: 7
Coding region: 1-1845 (614 amino acids)
Biological process (GO): diterpenoid biosynthetic process
Molecular function (GO): terpene synthase activity; magnesium ion binding
Source: RefSeq, a predicted model, not a curated record